Molecule: messenger RNA, 1576 nt
Organism: Dromiciops gliroides (monito del monte)
Lineage: Eukaryota; Metazoa; Chordata; Mammalia; Microbiotheria; Microbiotheriidae
Gene: SCAMP3
Product: secretory carrier membrane protein 3
Exons: 9
Coding region: 155-1198 (347 amino acids)
Biological process (GO): protein transport
Cellular component (GO): recycling endosome membrane; trans-Golgi network membrane
Source: RefSeq, a predicted model, not a curated record
ACGGCCAAUCAGCGCUCCCGAGAAGUGGGGCGGGCCGAGAAGGACGGAGCCCCGCGAGCCGCUGCCGCGGAAGAGGCCGUGGAGUGGAGAAGGAGCAGGAGAAGGCUGAGCUAAGGCCGAGGCUGAAGCCGAGGUCGAGGCCAGACCUUCUGACAUGGCCCAGAGCGGGAAUAGUGGAAACCCGUUCGCCGAACCCAGCGAAUUUGACAACCCCUUCCAGGACCCAGCAGUCACCCAGCACCGACCCAGCCCCCAGUAUGCCACACUCGAUGUCUACAACCCCUUUGAGAACCGUGAGUCACCACCUUCCUAUGAGCCACCUGCCCCACCACCUCCACCAACAACCCAGCCCCAUCAGCAGCCUUCCAGAAAACUCAGCCCCACAGAACCCAAGAAUUAUGGCUCCUAUAACACUCAGGCUUCAGCUGCAGCAGCCACCGCAGAACUUCUGAAAAGGCAGGAAGAGCUCAAUCGAAAGGCCGAGGAGCUAGACCGUCGAGAGAGGGAGUUGCGGCAUGCAGCCUUGGGGGGUUCUGCCACCCGACAGAACAACUGGCCCCCACUGCCCUCAUUUUGCCCUGUCCAGCCCUGCUUCUUCCAAGACAUCUCCAUGGAAAUCCCCCAGGAGUUCCAGAAGACAGUGUCUACUAUGUACUACCUCUGGAUGUGCAGUACCUUGGCCCUCCUUCUGAAUUUCCUCGCCUGCCUAGCCUCUUUCUGUGUGACCCCUCUUUCCAGUGGCUCUAGUUUUGGGCUCUCCAUCCUCUGGGCCCUACUCUUCACACCUUGCUCCUUUGUCUGCUGGUACCGCCCUAUGUACAAGGCUUUCAGGAGUGACAGUUCAUUCAAUUUCUUCGUUUUCUUCUUCAUUUUCUUCGUCCAGGACGUGGUAUACGUGCUGGCGGCUAUCGGCAUCCCAUCAUCAGGAUUCAGUGGCUGGGUCUCAGCCCUGAUGGUGCUGAAGGUCAACACGGUUGUGGCUGUCCUCAUGCUGCUAGUCGCCUUGUUCUUCACUGGCAUUGCUGUGCUGGGCAUUGUGAUGCUGAAGCGGAUCCACUCCCUGUACCGCCGCACAGGUGCCAGUUUCCAGAAGGCCCAGCAGGAGUUUGCCGCUGGUGUCUUCUCCAACCCUGCAGUCCGAACAGCUGCAGCUAACGCAGCUGCGGGUGCUGCCAACAAUGCCUUCCGGGCCCCGUAACAUUCUCCCUCUCACCUAUUCAUCCCCCACCCCGGCUGGUGCACCCCAACCUUGGCUCUGGAUGAAGCUGGUUCUACUCCCCUUUCAUCUCUCCCUAGGAUUGAUUUUAGAGAGACGGGUGUUUUUAUUUGUUGUCUCUCCUUAAUCUUUGUGGCAGUGAGAAUUGGUCUGCCCAAGAGGGUGAGGGGAACCCAGGGGUCCUGAAACCAGUCCCAACCACUGCCCAACUGCCCCCCCCUCCCCGGGCCUCACUGUGCUGCUGUUCCCUCAACACUCCUCCUCUCACCCUCCCCCCCCCCCCCCCGGGAGCUCUUGCUUCCCUCUGCUGUGCCAAGGCUAACGCUUCAGUUAUUUAAAUAAAGAAAAGUAGAACUUGGA